UUCACUCUCCUUUUUUUCUCUCCAGGAUGGUGUGCCUCAGCUCCCUGUCCACACUCCUCCUCCUCCUUCUUCUCUACACCCCUCCGCUGUCUGCCCAGGAGGUGCUCGUACGUCUCGCAGGUGUAGGACGGCGCAAUGCAAACGAGGGACGUGUGGAGGUGUUCUACAAUGGCGCUUGGGGUACAGUGUGUGAUGACGAGGUGGAUCUGCACCUGGCCAAUGUGAUUUGCCGACAGCUGGGCUUUCAACGCAGCUUUACGUGGGCACACAGUGCCAAGUUUGGCCAGGGACAAGGUCUGAUCUGGUUGGACAAUGUGCGCUGCAUGGGCACAGAGCUCUCUAUUGCAGAGUGUCGCUCCAAUGGUUGGGGAGUCAAUGACUGCACCCACGCUGAGGACCUGGGGGUCAUUUGCAGCCCAGAAAGGAGACCUGGCUCCCCCUCUAUCUCUUUGGAGGAGGCCCCUUCAUCCUCCAGGCGCCAGCCAAACCAACCAAGACAGAGAAACCAUCCACCGCAGUCUGUGUCACCCCCAGCUCCACCUGCAGCCCAAUCCCAAACCUCUUUAUCUGCAAGAGGCCAUGAAAUCGCCCUUCAUCGCGGCCCAUCUUCUUCACGUCGCAGCAGCAUCUCGCCACAGGAGAAUGGCCACGAGAUCCAGAUUUUGCGACGGAAUCGUCCCAGAGGAGACCAGCAGGUCAACCCAGCCUUGCCUCAAGGGCACCAGCUACCUACACAUCUGGCAAAUGGCGCUACCUACAGGCAGAGACAGGAGACAGCAAGGAGCGGUCCACAAGCAAUGAGACAGGAGGCACAGGGGCAGGUGAACAGGCAGCAGUUCAGUGGGAACCAUGUUGAACCAGAGCCUGUUUAUCCAGGCAUGGGAAUGGAGACAGAUGCACACUACACACAGGGAUCUUCGAGGGUUCACUUAGAGGAGGCUCGUCUUCGGCCUGUGCUCUCCAGCAAUCAUGGCGGUCUGGUGACAGAGGGAGUGCUGGAAGUGAAGCAUGCUGGGAGGUGGCGUCAUGUGUGUAGCCAGGGCUGGGACCUCAGCAGCAGCCGUGUCGUCUGUGGCAUGUUAGGAUUCCCUGAUGCAGAAGCCUUUGACCAAAAUGCCUACAGGAAACAGUGGGACUCUAAGUUAGCGGAUCCAUCCUCCAGGCUGAGGACACAGAUCAGUAAAAAGGCCUACUGGGUGGAGAAGGUGCAGUGUCAGGGUGUGGAACCCUCUUUGUCGCAGUGCCAGGCCCAGCUGUCCCUCCCCAGGAAUGAUGUCCCAUGCCGGGGGGGCAUGCACGCUGUUGUUCGCUGUGUUCCCGGAUCCCAGUUCGCACGCUUUGGCAGAGCACCUGCACCACCCGCCCAGCCGUCUGUCGUGCGUCUGAAGGCGGGGCCCCGUCUCGGAGAGGGCCGUGUCGAGGUGCUGAAGGAGGGGAAGUGGGGCACCGUGUGUGACCACCUGUGGGACAUGCCUGCAGCCAGCGUGGUCUGCAGAGAGCUGGGCUUCGGGACGGCCAAAGAAGCCCUCACCAAGGCUCAAUUGGGACAGGGUACUGGCCCCAUCCACAUGAACAGUGUGCAGUGCACAGGCAGAGAGAAGUCGCUUACAGAGUGUCACUUCAGGCCGGUGCCGCUUUACACCUGCAAACACAGCCAGGAUGUAGCAGUCCGCUGCAAUGUCCCCAACACCGGCUUGCAAGCCACGGUGCGUCUGGCAGGAGGCAGAGAGCCAGCCGAGGGCCGUGUGGAGGUGCUGAUGGAGGUCAGAGGAGUGAAGCGCUGGGGCUCCGUCUGCAGCGAGAACUGGGGCAUCAACGAGGCCAUGGUGGUCUGUCGACAGCUGGGCUUGGGCUUUGCCUCCAGAGCUCACCAGGAAACUUGGUACUGGCCUAGUUCUUCAGAUGCUUCAGAUGUGGUUCUCAGUGGAACUCACUGCACUGGCAAUGAGAUGUCUAUCCAGCAGUGUCGCAGAAACACAAAUGUGUACUGUCCCAGAGGAGGAGAUGGCAGAGCCGCAGGAGUCACCUGUGUAGAGACUGCUCCCGACCUUGUACUGGAUGCUCAGCUCGUCCAAGAAACGGCCUACCUGGAGGACAGACCCCUCCACCUGUUGACCUGCGCCAACGAGGAGAACUGUCUGUCCUCCUCUGCCGCCAGGAUGAACUGGCCCUACGGACACCGCCGCCUGCUGCGCUUCUCCUCACGUAUCAUGAACAUGGGCCGCGCUGAUUUCCGACCCCGGGCCUCCAGAGAAAGCUGGACAUGGCACCAGUGUCACAGGCACUACCACAGCAUUGAGGUGUUCACCCACUACGAUCUGCUGACCCUCAACGGGACCAAGGUGGCUGAAGGUCACAAAGCCAGCUUCUGUCUGGAAGAUACCUACUGCCCUGAUGGUAUCCAUAAGCGGUAUGCCUGCUAUAACAUGGGACAGCAGGGUAUCUCAGUUGGCUGCUGGGACACCUACCGCCACGACAUUGACUGCCAGUGGAUUGACAUCACAGACAUACGACCUGGUGAAUACGUCUUCCAGGUGGAGGUCAACCCUACCUUGGACAUGGCUGAGUCUGAUUUCCAGAACAACGUGAUGCGCUGUCGGUGCAAGUAUGAUGGAGCACGGGUUUACAUGUUUGGAUGCCAUGCAGGUGACGCUUACAGCCCUGAGAUCGAGGACUUGUUUGACCACCAACGUCAGAUCUCCAACAACUUCCUGUGAAUUAAGGAACACCCAGAUAUAAGGACAAAAAACUGUACAACUCCUCACCACACCUCAACAUAUCAGGGGAAGGAGGUUGAAUGACAAAAAAACAUGCCAGUAAAUAGAGACAUGAGGGUCAGAGGGAGGAGGGUGGGAAACUGGGAUGGUUCGGGAGGGAAGGAGGGAGGAACUUUAUGGAAAAAUGCCUAAUUAGUAUCCCAUGACUGAUCAUCAUCAAAGUGACUGUUCCUGUUAGAAAGUCGAGGAGAUAAAAAGACGAAUGUAGAAAGAAGGAAAGACAGAAAAGUAGAAAAAGACCAAUGUAGGCCACCACAAGCUUCAUUUCACCAUGAUAAAACGUUGUUUACAAUAUUAAAAACUUAUGUUACAUUUUUUUAUCUAAUUGAAUUCCCUUGAUUAAGACAUAACCAUAGUUAAGAAAGUGAAGACAUGAAGGCACAUGAGUACUUGUACAAUACUUCAAUAGGCUGUUGUCCAUAUAAUAUCAACACAGGUACCAGACUGUCUACAGAGCUCUGUGUAUGCUUCCUCUGCUUUCACUGUUCACAUUACAAAUGCAGUAUUUCCUGUUUCAACCUUGUGGUUUUUGGAUGAUUUGGAUGAUGGUUUUGGAUUAGAAUUGAUUUUUUUUUUAAUUUCAUGGUGCUAUUUUGCCGUAUUUGAAUAAAUAUUGUAAUGUAUUGCAAAUGUAUUGUCAUGUACAGUUUUAUAUUACCUCUCUGGAAUAUUGUUCUUUAGGUCUCUAAUUUAUACAGAAUUUUAAUGUACUUUUAAGUUGAACCUUGUCCCUGUGUGGCUGUUUUUUUGUAUUUGUUAAUUUUAUUAUGAGAAAUAUUUUAACUUGUUUGUCCUUUACCUGUUUAACAUCGGUAACAUCAGAUGAGAUCUGGUUGUACCACGGUAUUG
This is a messenger RNA of Thunnus maccoyii (southern bluefin tuna), 3626 nucleotides long. Its product is annotated as lysyl oxidase homolog 4-like. The record is from RefSeq and is a predicted model, not a curated record. Gene Ontology annotation, biological process: peptidyl-lysine oxidation. The transcript has 14 exons. Gene Ontology annotation, cellular component: membrane. Lineage: Eukaryota; Metazoa; Chordata; Actinopteri; Scombriformes; Scombridae. Bases 27 to 2717 code for a protein of 896 amino acids. Gene Ontology annotation, molecular function: copper ion binding; protein-lysine 6-oxidase activity.